Messenger RNA from Mercurialis annua (annual mercury), 1401 nucleotides. RefSeq lists its product as uncharacterized. The transcript is spliced from 2 exons. Bases 1 to 1401 code for a protein of 466 amino acids. Lineage: Eukaryota; Viridiplantae; Streptophyta; Magnoliopsida; Malpighiales; Euphorbiaceae. The record is from RefSeq and is a predicted model, not a curated record.
AUGGCGUCAAACAAUAUAUUAUUAGUGAUAUGGUGUGAUGGUAGCAUCAUAAACUCCCCUCGUGGAGUUGAAUAUUUGGGGGGUAGAUAUGUUCAUGUGCCGAUUAAUGGAAGAAUAAAUUUUGGGGAGUUGGCCGAAAUCUGUAGAACGGCAGUAUCUACUAGUGUGAGCCCUCCGGAGGUGACGAAAAUUUAUUUUCGGCUACCUCAUGUUGAAAGGUACGAGAUAUGUUCAUACUCGUUGUUCGAAGUGCAAGAUGACCAACACGUAUUUGCGAUUCUGAACCAGACAGCUCGGAUGCCGACGUUGAACGUGUUAGAGUUCUACGUGGAGUAUCAUAUUUCGGCUUCUAAUGAAACUUCGAUGCAACUAGAUUUAUGUUCUAGUGAGUCUGAGAGAGGCAGUGUGGAAGAGGAAGAAGAUGAGCACUAUGAUAGUGAGGAAGAGGAUAUGGAGGAUAUUCUAAUCGCUGAACAACCAAGUAAUAUUACACAUUACCAGUCUCGACUUCCGCAACACAUACGAUGUGUCGAUCUCAGUGACUUUGAUGUGGACGAGACAUGGGAAGCGCCGAACAUUGAAUGGCAGCGGGGGAUGGAAUUUCAAACCGGGAUGAUUUUCUCGAGUCGAUUGGCUGUGCGAACAUGUGCCAUUACUUAUUCGGUUGAUAAUGGACGAGAGUUUAAGAGUCGCCGGACAACAAAAACAACACUGGUCCUAGUUUGCAAGCAUCGAGAAAUGUGCGAUUGGUGGCUGCGGGCCACCCUGCUUCAAAAAACCAACACAUGGACGUUGACGAAAUAUAUAGGGCCACACAAAUGCGAUAUGCUAGCGUCAACUCGUAACCACAGAAAUUUUGGAAUUAUUCAAAUUGCCGAUUUUAUUAAGACUCAAGUGGUGGGGCAGCGUGAUAUUCGGAUUAAGACGCUUAUGGCAGGGAUUUUAGAAUCCUUAGGACUGGACCUUCCAUAUAAGCGGGUAUGGUAUGCAAAAGAGAGAGCAAUUAGCAGCGUCUAUGGGGACUGGGAAUAUAACUACACGCAAAUAACGAAAUUCAUGGAUAAUGUGGUCGAAGUGAAUCCUGGAUCCUUUUGGCAUGGUGAAGAAUUUUCAAGCGAAUGUUUUGGACCUUCUUUCCGAUGGUUGACGGAUUUCCAUUUUGCAAACCAGUUUUAUUCAUCGACGGAACGCCUUCAGAUUGAAAUACAUGUGAUGUCUUUACGGCUCAAGACAUUUCACGAAAAUUUGGGCGAUGGUCGAACCUUUCAUGUUGAUGAAAGUAACCCCCAGUCAUGGAAUAGUAUGGAAUUACAGGAUUACGACGACAGUGAUUCUGAUGAUUUUGUGAAAUAUCUCCCCUGGACUUUAAUAAGAUGUUGUUCACAGUGCUAUAACUGGUGA